This is a messenger RNA of Pseudomassariella vexata, 858 nucleotides long. RefSeq names its product transcriptional regulator TACO1-like protein. The transcript has a single exon. The coding region runs from base 1 to 858 and encodes 285 amino acids. The record is from RefSeq and is a predicted model, not a curated record. Lineage: Eukaryota; Fungi; Ascomycota; Sordariomycetes; Amphisphaeriales; Pseudomassariaceae. Gene Ontology annotation, cellular component: mitochondrion.
AUGAACCGGCUCUCAUCCUCCUCCUCGCGCUGCUUAGAUUGCAGGCGCGCAUUUUCUUUGAGUCCAGCUCUCCCCAGUGGCCACAACCGCUGGUCCAAAAUCAAGCAUGAAAAAGGCGCGGCGGACCAAAAGAAGACCGCUCAACGGAGCAUCUUCUCCAAGAACCUGACGCUCUACACGAAGCUGUACGGGCCCGACCCGAACUUAAACUCGGCGCUCGCCAAUGUCAUUGCUGUGGCCAAGAAGGCCGGCAUGCCGAAAGCCAACAUCGAUCUAGCCGUGGCGCGGGGGCAGGGCCGGUCGACGACGGGCGAGAAGCUCGAUAGCGUCAUGUUGGAGGUGAUGAUGCCGCCGUCGGUGGCCCUGGUUAUCGACAUCGAAACGGACAACAAGAACCGCGCGUUGCAGGAUCUCAAGCUGCUGGUGAAGAAGCACAAUGGCACGGUCACGCCUACGACGUUCCUGUUCACGAAGCGAGGACGGACGGUGCUCAAGAGCGAGGCGGCGGGAGAGGAAGAGUUCGACAACGCGUUUAUGCAGGCGGUCGAGGCGGGCGCUGAAGAUGUGGAGCAGGAUGAGGAGGGGAAUAUUGUCGUCUGGACACGACCCAACAUGACGCAUCAGACAGCGCAAAGUCUGAGCACGGCCAUGAAGAUGGAGAUCUUGACGUCGGAUGUUAUGUGGGUCCCCAACGCGGACAAGGCUAGGGUCGAUAACGAGGAAGCCGCUGCCGCUCUGGGAGACUUUCUGGCGGCAGUCCGGGACAAUGCGGAUGUACAGGCAGUGUAUGCGAAUGCGGAGAGGGGCGACGUGUCAGAGGACGUGUGGAGGUCUGUAGAGGAGAAUCUCGACUUGUGA